This is a messenger RNA of Oncorhynchus tshawytscha (Chinook salmon), 3930 nucleotides long. Its product is annotated as eukaryotic elongation factor 2 kinase. The coding region runs from base 1167 to 3524 and encodes 785 amino acids. NCBI's taxonomy places the organism in Eukaryota, Metazoa, Chordata, Actinopteri, Salmoniformes, Salmonidae. The transcript has 19 exons. The record is from RefSeq and is a predicted model, not a curated record. Gene Ontology annotation, molecular function: calcium ion binding; elongation factor-2 kinase activity; ATP binding. Gene Ontology annotation, biological process: protein phosphorylation.
AAAAGAUAAAGGAGAAAAAAAGCGUUAAUAGUACUCUUUGUCCAUUUCGAUACGCCAUAGUUAGUAUAAACUUCCUCCAGUCAGAAUUAAUCUAAACAUAACUCAAGAAAGCUGUCAUUCAUUUUGACGUUUUUGCCUAGGAUAUCUUAGUCCCGCAAGUUUACAUCUAACUAAAAUGCUUGGUGCAGUAUUUCAAAAUUAAAAUAUUUGCUUGAAUCGAGGCUUCUCUCGUUGAACGACAACAAAUACUUUACAGAAGAAUCCCUACUCUUGACCAAUCAGCGAUGAAAGGGGCAUAGACUUCGGCUCUGAACUUCGCCUUGCCUCUCGGAAAAAUCCCGUGUGCCCGAACUGCCGAAAAACACCUCACAGAUUUUCAAAACGAACAAAAACUUCACAAAAUGUCGUCAUGAUAUUUGCACGAAGUCUUCCGAACUGUUUUGGAUGGGAAGCAUGCGGACGCUGAAGCAUCUGUGGUUGCAACCCAGUCUAUAUUGGAUUGUUGGUUAGGGACGUCCCAAUGAGCCCGAGUAAGCACUAACCAUUUCAUCUGUCGCACUGCUAACGUUACCUGCUUGAGAGUGACUUUCAACCGUUUGCUAGAUGUUGGACAUUAACUUUCACCACGUGGCAUCGUCUGUAUUUUUCAUGCAAAUGUGACAAACUCUACUAAUUUAAUUUUAGUGUUUGUGACCACUCGCAGUGGCCAUACAUAUACUUAUGUACAUUAUUUUUUUGGCUCGCUGCCUAAAGGGGUGCGGCUGUCCGAGACUGUAAACAAUACGUGUACGCCGCCAACCUGUACGGGUGAACCAGGGAACAUACAAAACUACAGAGAAGAGGGACUCGCCCUGGACCCUCUGGCCACCUCGGAGAGUCAGAAUCCACCACAGUUCAGCAGCGGCCCUCUGACUUGGAAUAACAGCUAGCUAGCAAGGCAACCCAACUAAUUGAAAACGUUGCAAAUACCGCCAGACAGAGGAAGUUGUUGGAGGAUUAUCAAGGCACGCAUAUUUUCAUCGAGUAGUCUCUGUACACCCUUGAUCAGAUUAGGUAAAUCGCCGCAGGACUGUCUUUGUCCACACUCAUGUACUGUAAAUGCACUGCAGUAAAUGUUUUUUUUAUAAGCCCUCAACUCUUUACGAAACAUUGAAAAGGUGUGAUUGAUGGCCCAGUACUCAUCACACACACCCCUACAAGCCACCAUGGAGGAUGACCUGAUGUUUAGUAUGGAGGAGGUGGGCAGUGCUCAGCAUAAUCCAAGGAAACAGAGAACCCCAGGUCAACAUGCUCCAUCCCUUAGUGAAGCUAAUGAUAGCGGUGAGGACGACUACUACAUCUGUCCCAUCACAGACGACCCUGUCAGCCAGGCCAAAGACAUCUGUGGCUAUCUGAAGAACCUGGUCCACAGCAAUCAGCUGUCCAACUCUCCCCAAAACUCCUUCAUGUACAAGGAUGAAACAGAGAAGGAAACUCCACAACAACGGUCAGUCGAGUUUGGGGCGUUAUCUGACAAUGGACGGCAGAUGUCUAGUUCGGAUUUGCUGUACUUGACGCACAUGUGCUUUGCAAGGCUGCAGAAAGGUUUCAGCAUGGAGGCAGUGUGGAAUAGAGCCUUAGAGAAGGCCAAGGCCAUGCCUGAUCUCUGGGCUGAGUUUCACCUGGAGGAAGUCAAGACAGAGCCAUGCAUACGAUACAGGUACAAGGCUAUCACAGCGGAGUGGUCUCAAGACACAGUGCACAUCAAGAUGUCUGGCCAGCCCUUUGGACGCGGUGCCAUGAGGGAAUGCUUCAGAACGAAGAAGCUGUCUAACUUCUCCCACAGUAGUAACUGGAAGAGUGCGUGUAACUAUGUGACAAAGCGCUACAUGGAGCCUGUGGACAGGGAUGUGUACUUUGAGGAUGUCAGGCUGCAGAUGGAGGCCAAACUCUGGGGAGAAGAGUACAACCGCCACAGGCCACCCAAACAGGUGGACAUCAUGCAGAUGUGUGUGAUUGAGAUGAUGCAGCGUCCAGGUAAACCUCUGUACCACCUGGAACACUACAUCGAGGGGAAGUACACAAAAUACAACUCCAACUCCGGCUUCGUCAAGGAUGACAACAUCAGGCUCACUCCACAGGCAUUUAGUCACUUCUCAUUUGAGCGUUCGGCCCACCAGCUGAUCGUGGUGGACAUCCAGGGGGUGGGGGACCUCUACACGGACCCCCAGAUCCACACAGAGAAGGGCAAAGGCUUUGGAAAUGGAAACCUGGGUGUGCGGGGCAUGGCGCUGUUCUUCCACUCCCACCUGUGUAAUAAGAUCUGUAAGAGUAUGGGCCUCACACCCUUUGACCUCUCCACUGCAGAGAAAAGCCAGCUGGACUGCACCAACAGACUGCUGAGGUCGGCCCAGACGGUACUGAGGGGUAGUGAGGAACAGUGUGGUUCAGCUCGUGUUCGUACCAUCUCACUGGGCCGUGCGCCCCCACUUCUCUCCCGUCUGUCAGAGACCCUGACUGGGGACAACACUAUAAGUGACUCCAUCCCCUGCUCGCCCCUCGCCUUCCCUGGCUCCCCCCUAGGACAGCACUUCUCUAUGGGCUCCAUGGGAAAGUCUCCUCUGGAUUGGUCUUUUGUAAAUGAGAUGGAUGAACGGGAGAAACACAACAACCGCAGCCACAGCCCAGAACACAAGGACUCAGAGAAUGGAGGAGAUAGUGGGUGUCCAAGUGAGAGGAGGAGUGAAGGGGACCCCAACGACGGGGGACAUUACUCUUCUCUACACCAACACUCAGUCUUGCUGACAGAUGAGAAAUGGAGUGUCUACCACACUUCUCGUUCUCACGUCCACCGGCCAUCCUGUGUUGCUGUGGAGGUGGAGAGACUCGACUCCAUGAUCCUGGAGAGGAAGACCGGGAAGUCCAUCCUGGGGAAAGUCCACCUGGCGAUGGUGAAUUACCAUGAGGGUGGUCGGUUCUGUGAAAAGGAGGAACAGUGGGACCAGGACUCAGCCAUGUACCACCUGGAGACGGCAGCCAUGUGUGGGGAACUAGAGGCUAUCAUUGCCCUGGGACAGUGUUACCUACAGCUGCCACACCAUAUACUGUCAGAGAUUGAGCUAGAGGACAACUCAGGGAGCCGUAUGAAGGGUUUCAAAUUCCUGCUGCAGGCUGCUGAGGCAGGAGACAGACCCUGUAUGAUCCUGGUGGCCAGGGCCUUCGACACCGGCAUCAUCCUCUCACCAGACAGGUCCCAGGACUGGAAGGAGGCGGUGAGCUGGUACAACUGUGCCCUGAACAUGACGGACUACGACGAGGUUGGCGAGUUUGACGGCAUGCAGGACAAGCCUCUCUACCUGCUGCUGGCCAGAGAGGCUGAGAUGUACCAGAAGGGGGGCCAUGGCCUGGACCGAGACCCACAGAGAGCAGGUGAUCUGUUCACAGAGGCAGCAGACGCAGCCAUGGAAGCAAUGAAAGGCCGACUGGCCAACCAGUACUAUAUGAAAGCAGAGGAGGCCUGGGGCAUGAUGGAGGAAGAGGAGUAGGAGACAGAGAGGACGUCACUCUGCAAGGCCAAAGGAAUCAGCUAAUGUAGUGAUGGAUACUUCUCCCUAAUGUUUUAAAGUUUACAGACACUUUUACUGUGAUUUCCUAAAUGCAGUGUGAGUGUAUGAUCUGUGUGUGACCAUUUAUGGAGCUGUCCUCUGGCCUAACUGUGUUUCUUGGUGAUAACUGAAGGAAUUGUCUUUAUUUUACACUUUCUGUUUGGAACUGGUCUUUGUCUUUUCAUCUAUUUUCCCCUUUUCUAUUCCUGUCUCCAUUGCCCUUUUGGAUAUACAGUGUAUUCAGACCUCUUGACUUUUUCCACAUUUUGUUACGUUACAGCCUUAUUCUAAAAUGUAUUAUUUUAUUUGUUUCUUCUCAUCAAUCUACACACAAAACCCCAUAACA